AUGACAGAUUCAAAGCCACCAAUUGAUGUAGAGCCCUCAUAUGGAGGUUGCGAAGGUCCAGAGGCAAUGUAUGUUAAGCUAAUAUCCAGUGACGGGCAUGAAUUUGUUAUUAAAAGAGACCAUGCUUUGACAUCUGGAACAAUCAAAGCAAUGCUUAGUGGACCAGGUCAAUUUUCUGAAAAUGAAACUAAUGAAGUACGGUUUCGAGAAAUUCCGUCACACAUAUUGGAAAAGGUCUGCACGUACUUCACAUAUAAAGUACGUUACACAAACAGUAGUACAGAAAUACCUGAAUUCCCAAUUGAAGCACCGAUUGCUCUUGAGCUUCUAAUGGCUGCCAACUUCCUUGACUGUUAAUAUUGUUUAUAAAUUGAAGUUUAGAAGAGCACAAAAUUCAUUGAUACAUUUACAGCAUUUUUGUUUUAUAUAUACCUUUUGUGGAGAUUAUAGUGAUAUCCACAUU
Rhopilema esculentum is the source of this 463-nucleotide messenger RNA. RefSeq names its product elongin-C. The record is from RefSeq and is a predicted model, not a curated record. Gene Ontology annotation, biological process: ubiquitin-dependent protein catabolic process. NCBI's taxonomy places the organism in Eukaryota, Metazoa, Cnidaria, Scyphozoa, Rhizostomeae, Rhizostomatidae.